AGGGUCAAGGAGGUAGAGCCAGAGAAGGGAAGGAGGUGGAGGAGGGAAGGGCGGCCUAGUAUGGCAAGCAGUAGCAGUGGGUCAGGGGUUGGAAGGGGUAGGGUGUGUAACGAGCGGACGGUGGUCAAGUCGUUCUUUAGGGCGGUCGGGCAUGGGAAUGUGCGCAAGGUGGUGGGCAUGAUCCGCAAGCACGGACGGGGUAUGGUGGAUGUGCGUGAUGGCGUGAAAGACUGGCUGCCGAUCCACUUUGCGUGUGUGUGCGGGAAGCGUGACAUGGCCAAGGUGCUGAUCAAAGCAGGGAGCAAGAUCAAUGCGGCGGCAGGGCCAACCGGAAACACGCCGCUGCAUCUCGCGCUGCUCAACCGGCACUGGAAGCUAGCGCGGAGUCUGGCCAAGCGCGGCGCAGAUUGGGAAGUGCUCAACAGCAGCGGUAAGACGCCACGAUUGCUGUUGCUGGAGGCACAGGAGUUUGGUAGUGGCGCGCGCGGCGGCACUGGUGUAGGCGGCGGCGACGGCAGUGGCAGCGACGUGGCCUCGUUCGACAGCAGGACCGAGUCGUCGUCGAGCGACGGCAACGGCGACGGCGAGGUAGUUGAUGGUGUCGGCUUUGGCUCGUUGGCUGACUUUUAUCGGCGGACGGCGUCGGGCAUGGCGUCGGACGACGACAUGUCGUCAACGGAGGGCGAGGGGCGGCUCCGGCGGCUUUCGCUCGCGCGACGGUCGUCCAUUGGGCCACGGCGGCAGUCGAGCAAGGCCACCGGCGGGGCGCCUGAAGUCAUUGUCGCGCGAUCAAGCUCGUCUGCUGGCUACGUGGCGCCGUUCCCGAUUGUAACACCCAACGACGACCCGCCGAUCUCGCUGCGGAGACUACGGGAAGAGCUCAAGGACAAAGUCUCUGUCUUUGCUGAGCAUGCCACGGUGCGCAAGACCGAUGUGGAUCAGGACACGAUUGUGGUGCGGCUGAAGGCGCCUGACGACUCGACCAAGAAGCUCAUGGUCAACUCGAGCUGGACUGGUGAGGAGUUGGAGAACUUUUGCUGCGCGCGGGCGAACCUCAGCCGGGCCGAGGCCGAGCUCAUGGAGCUCGUUGUGCUGGACUCGGGCGAUGAACAGAGCAUCGUAACGUAUGUCUUUGCGCCCGAGCCAAUCCAGGCACAAGGUAUCACGCACGGCACGCUGCUCUACCUCCGGGUCAAGUACUUUAAGAUUCCGGUUAAGCCGUCGGUUCCGCUGCUGACGGUGCUCAAGGAGCAGCUGCUGUCUAACAUGAUGGACGGCUCAAUGAUUCUCUCGGAGCGGCUGGCGAUCAAGCUGGCCGGCCUCCAGCUGGUCAUUUCCAAUGGUCCAUUUCGACCCAAUACCUUUUACAAAGGCUUUCUCUCGGACGUCUCGAUCCUCAGAUACUACCUGCCGCCGUAUCUCAUCGAGCGGUACCCGCCCAAGCUGUGGGAAGACCGACUACUUGCGGCGUACAGCGCGGUAGGAGAUAUCGAGCUCUCGAAGGCACUGCAAGUGUACGUGGAGACUUCGCAGCAGUCGCCUAACUACGGGGCGACCAUGUUCAAGGGUCGUGCCAAGACGAACGGGAUGUAUGCACAGCUGGGCGUGGCGCAGGACGGCGUGUACAUUGACGUGCGCGGAGCGGCGCCCAAGUUCUACGGAUUUUACCGAUCGAGUGGCAAGACGCAACACUUGCCGAACCUAGUCGGAUGGCAGGGAGCGGUUGGUGGCGGAGGACGAGUCGUGCUCCACCUACGCGAAGGCGUGGCUGGGGCGUCCGUGCAGCAAGUUGAGUUUGAUAUCACGGGUGGCGCGUGUGUAGCAGUUGAGUUUCUCGACUUGCUCUCAGGCUACUACAUCCUGCUAGUGUACUCGGACGCACUGUACGACCAUCCAAUCCUUGUGUUGGACGAGUCGAUGUGGCUGCUGCCGCGCGAGCCGCUUCCGCUCCGGAUUGCAUGCCAGCCAGCGGCGACGCGAGCGCCUAACAUCCCGUAUUCGGACCUGGACUGGUUUGUGGAGCACUACCACGCACAGUGCGUCAAUCAGAGCAGCCCGCCGCUGGUCUCGAUCUUCCAUCGACUGCACUCGGCAAUGGACGAGGGAAGGCCGUGGACCAGCCUCGAUGUGACGGACGCGCGGUCGUCGACGUCGCAGCUGCGGGUGCUCAACUUUGCCAUCAAGAGCUUGGGCGCACUGGAGCGAGAUGCGUUCAUGGUGCCGGGGCAGAUGCGGCUGACGCGUGUCUCGUUUGCCGACUCGCGUAUUGGCGCGCGUAAGGACCGCCUCGGCGCAGCAGUGGAGAUUAUGGCGACGCUUGGUUUGACCUUUGCAAUCGCGACCGUCGAUGUGAGCAGGUGCGAGCUGCAGUCAGCGGAGCAGUACUCGCGACUCGCAGCAGGUCUUUCGUUCAUUGUGCCGCUGAACAAGCUGGUUCUUGACGGAAAUGAGCUGUGCGGCAAGGAGGCCGUGUCGGAGCUCAAGAGUGGGCUGCACGCCGGCAAACAAGAGCUGCAGCAUGUGUCGUUUGUUGAUUGUAAGAUGGACGACGAGGCCAUCAUCGGGUUUGGAGGGCGGCUUUACGACGAAGAGUCUACCAUCACUUACCUGGACAUCUCGCACAACCGCAUCACCGAUUUUGGAUUUGAGCACGGUCUCAUGGUCAACAUCCGCCACGGUACGUCACUCGCCUCGCUCAACAUCGGGUACAACGACAUGUCCUCGAGCUCGACGGCGAUGUUGGUCGAGAAACUUCACGAAGGGAUUACUAUGUACGUGCUCGGGCUUGGCGAGUUUAACCUCAAGAGCAAGCACAUGGCCGGAAUUGUGGAGCGUUUGGGCGCAGUUGGCGUUCUCGACAUCUCGCACAACUCAGUGGGAAAAGGCUUUCGAGAGCUAGCGGAGGAGCUGGCGACCAACGCCACGCUUCGAGUUCUGCAGGCCGAGCAUGCCUCGAUCGAAUCCGGCGGCGUCGAGCUGCUCAGUAUGUCGCUGGCGGUCAACCGGCACCUGCGCGAACUUGCGCUUGGCUCCAACGCUCUCUCGUCCAAGAUGGCGCUCAAGCUGAUGGAGGGCGUAGCACGAAGCAGGAUGCUAACCGAGCUCGAUCUCUCGAACAACUCGCUCGGUAAGAAGUUUGGCGCCGGGCUCGCUGCUGCGCUCGGAACUGGAAGCUGUGUCCUCGAGAAGCUUGUACUGAAAAACAACUCGCUCGGGGCGAGCGGAAUCCAGGGCGUGGCGUCUGCGAUUGUAAGCCUGCCACAACUGACGUCUCUGGACGUGUCCGACACCUCGGCCGAGGACGCUGGAUUACUGGCGCUGGGCAGGGCGCUCGUGGGCAACACACAUGUCGCGAGCCUCUCAGUUGCCGGCAACUACGUGUCUGAGGAGGCGCUGUGGGAAUUUGUCUUGCUCAUGCAGGACAACGUCGGGCUCCGGGUCAUCAACGCAACUCGCAACGCGCUCUUUGAGCCGAAAGCGUUCGAGACCCAGCUCGCCAAGUUCAAGGUCCUCGUCGACAUCGACGUGUCGUUCACGGAUGGCACCGCCAGCGCAGUGACGCAUCGUCUUGCGAGCUGGGGGCAUCGUUUGAAGUUCAUGUAGGGGGCGGCCACAAUCUCAAAAACAAGCGCAUGACAAACGAAA
Thecamonas trahens ATCC 50062 is the source of this 3645-nucleotide messenger RNA. RefSeq names its product NOD3 protein. Gene Ontology annotation, biological process: nucleocytoplasmic transport; activation of GTPase activity. The record is from RefSeq and is a predicted model, not a curated record. NCBI's taxonomy places the organism in Eukaryota, Apusomonadida, Apusomonadidae. Gene Ontology annotation, cellular component: cytoskeleton; nucleus; cytosol. Gene Ontology annotation, molecular function: GTPase activator activity; small GTPase binding. The transcript has a single exon. The coding region runs from base 61 to 3603 and encodes 1180 amino acids.